AUGUUCCAGAACCCCAAUAUGUACGGCAAUCACAACUAUGAGCCGCACGGUGGCGCUGCCUGGAUGCACCAGCAGCAGUCCUCCCACCACUCGCAACACCAGGUUCAGCAGCAAGCCGCUGCCGCCGCUGCCGCUCAACAGCAGCACUAUAACCGCAUUGGUGCCCAGAAUAAUGCCGCCGCCGCCGGUUUGAACUCGGCAGUGCAGCUGCACGACGGACUCGAACCUCAUGUGUCAGAGGACAAUCGUAGGACGCUUGUCUACGUGGCCGACCUGUUGAAGGAGAGCACCCGUGAGGCCGCGCUUCUCGAACUUAGCAAGAAGCGGGAGCAGGUACCGGAGCUUGCCCUGAUUCUUUGGCACUCGUUUGGUGUCAUGACUUGCCUUACCCAGGAGAUCAUUUCCGUCUACACACUCCUGAACCCCUCCCAGCUCACCGCCGCUGCUUCCAACAGAGUCUGCAAUGCUUUGGCGCUGCUACAAUGUGUUGCAUCGCAUAAUGAGACGCGAACGCUAUUCUUGAAAGCUCACAUCCCACUGUACCUUUAUCCCUUUUUGAACACGACAUCAAAGUCGCGCCCUUUUGAAUACCUCCGGCUUACUUCGCUGGGUGUCAUCGGCGCACUAGUCAAGAACGAUUCGACCGAAGUCAUUAACUUUUUGCUGACCACCGAGAUCAUUCCCCUCUGUCUGAGAAUUAUGGAAACCGGCUCCGAACUCAGCAAGACCGUCGCCAUCUUCAUCGUCCAGAAGAUCUUGCUCGAUGACAGCGGUCUCAACUAUAUCUGCGCCACCUAUGAACGCUUCUAUGCAGUGGGAACUGUCCUGAGCAACAUGGUCGGCCAGCUCGUGGAACAGCAGACUGCGCGACUCCUGAAGCAUGUAGUUAGGUGUUUCUUGCGUCUCAGUGACAAUGCGCGUGCACGAGAAGCACUUCGUCAAUGUCUGCCUGAACCUCUCCGAGAUGCAACUUUCUCCUCCGUGCUGCGAGACGACGCCGCCACCAAGCGAUGCCUCACACAGCUACUGUACAAUUUGUCCGACGGGGCGUUGGGGGACUCCUCAAACAAUCAUCCCGGCCUAUGA
Molecule: messenger RNA, 1086 nt
Organism: Pestalotiopsis fici W106-1
Lineage: Eukaryota; Fungi; Ascomycota; Sordariomycetes; Amphisphaeriales; Sporocadaceae
Product: Cell differentiation protein rcd1
Exons: 3
Coding region: 1-1086 (361 amino acids)
Biological process (GO): negative regulation of translation; mRNA catabolic process
Cellular component (GO): P-body; CCR4-NOT core complex; CCR4-NOT complex
Source: RefSeq, a predicted model, not a curated record